This is a messenger RNA of Morus notabilis, 1394 nucleotides long. RefSeq names its product GEM-like protein 5. The coding region runs from base 171 to 1226 and encodes 351 amino acids. The transcript is spliced from 3 exons. The record is from RefSeq and is a predicted model, not a curated record. NCBI's taxonomy places the organism in Eukaryota, Viridiplantae, Streptophyta, Magnoliopsida, Rosales, Moraceae.
UCAUCAAAAGAUCAAGCCAAUCCUACUGCUAAUUACUCAUAUAUUAUAUCUAUUUAUAUAAAGAUCCCAAUCUACUUAUAAUGCCAUUGCAAACACAUCCCAACACAACGUCACAAAUCCAAAAUCUCUAAAGCCACACCAAUUUCCAUCUCUUUCCCACAGAGAACGAGAUGAACAACAACAAGACUCCUAUUUCUUAUCCCACGGCUGAGGAAAUCAACCCUUUUCACCAAAUAUCACAGAACGAAACCAACCAACACCAAGAACAACAAUCCAUGACCACACCAAAAGAAACAAACCCUUUUCUCCAAACAACCUCAGAAUCACAGCAACCCCCACAAUACCCUUCCACCACACCAACAAAAGAAACAAACCCUUCUCACCACCAACCAAACACUUCACAACCGGAUCAUCAUCAUCAAGAGAAACAAGCUGACCAUCAUGAUCAUCAAGAUGUUUCAGCGGGUCCCUCAUGCUCUUCUGAUCCGCCAGCAGACGCAGAGAAAUGGGGAACUCACGUCAUGGGGCACCCUGCGGUGCCCACGUGUCACCCGGGCAACAAGAAAGCGGCCUUAUGGGGUGCCCCUAGUGAUGAAGCCCACCAAUUCCACUAUCCAUACCUCCAAUACAGCCCCAUUGAGAAGGCUAGCAAUGGCCAAUCCAUUCUUCAUGUCUUCAACUCAUGGAGUAACAAGGCCGAGUCUAUGGCCAACAACAUCUGGCACAACCUUAGAACUGGACCAUCUGUGUCCGGAGCUGCAUGGGGGAAGAUGAACGUGGCAGCGAAGGCCAUGACCGGAGGCGGAUACGAGUCUCUUUACAAGCAGACAUUCUCAACUUAUCCGAAUGAGAAGCUCAAGAAGACAUUUGCUUGUUAUCUUUCCACAUCAACUGGGCCUGUGCCUGGAACUCUUUACUUGUCUAAUUUUCAUGUGGCUUUCUGCAGCGAUCGCCCCUUAUCCUUUACUGCACCCUCUGGCCAACAAAGUUGGAGCUAUUACAAGGUUGUGGUACCUUUGCCAAAUAUUGCCACUGUAAAUCCAGUGGCGAUGAGGGAUAGUCCAUCAGAAAACUAUAUACAGAUCGUCACCGUUGAUGGGCAGGAUUUCUGGUACAUGGGUUUUGUGAAUUACGAGAAGGCAUCAAGGCAUCUUACAGACAGUAUCUCCAGUUUUGUUGCACCUGGAUAUGCCGUGCAACCCCCCGUUGAGAAACACACGCAGUGACCAUUCUAUUGUUUGGAUUAUUCGAUCACUUUUUAUUUGAGGAUCAGUGUAUGAGUGUUUUUUUUUUCAUAUGAGAGUAUAUAUAUGUCCCCUGUUUCAACUGCUCUGUUUUAUUCUUUUGUUAUGUCUUUUCUCCUGGUUUUUGAUAAUAAUCUCAAGAUUCGUAAC